GGCAGGCUGAUCAUCGAGGCUCUACGCUCGGACGUUUUUCGCUUUCAUUCACGUCAGAUUGAUACUCUCAAACCCGGACGUAACCAACGCCUAGUCGCCGGAGAGAAACGAUGCAGACCAUAAAGUGUGUGGUGGUUGGGGAUGGAGCUGUCGGAAAGACCUGUCUGCUCAUCUCAUAUACAACCAACAAAUUCCCCUCCGAAUAUGUUCCUACGGUGUUCGAUAAUUAUGCUGUCACGGUGAUGAUUGGAGGGGAACCGUAUACACUGGGGCUUUUCGACACAGCAGGGCAGGAAGACUACGACAGACUUCGGCCUCUCAGCUAUCCGCAGACAGACGUCUUCCUUGUCUGCUUCUCAGUUGUUUCUCCUUCCUCCUUUGAGAAUGUGAAAGAGAAGUGGGUACCAGAGAUCUCUCACCAUUGUCCACGCACUCCAUUCCUUCUUGUGGGCACUCAGGUGGACCUGAGGGAUGACAGUAACACUGUGGAAAAACUUGCCAAAAACAAGCAGCGCCCCAUAUCACCCGAGAGUGGGGAGAAGCUGUCCAGAGACCUCAGAGCUGUCAAAUACGUGGAGUGCUCCGCUCUCACACAGAGAGGUCUGAAGAACGUAUUCGACGAGGCAAUUCUCGCUGCCCUUGAACCUCCUGAGACCAAACCCAAGAAGCGCUGCAUCCUUUUGUAGGAACACAAGCAGUGGGUGAUGCACUCACUCCAUCAAGAGAGGCAGAAAAAAAGAAACAUGGGGGUUUAAGGUUGGUAGGGCUUGGCUUUGGAGUGGAGAUGAGUUAUAAUUUGGAAAAAUCAUGGGAACAAAACGGCAAAAACAAAAAAAAAAAACUGUGAUACUGGAGGAAUUUGGCGACAUAAAAAAGGUAUUGAUAACAAAUAAAUGCACACUGUGCCUUUCUAAAUGUAUCUAGAACAACAGAAGAAAUUUGAGAACCCUGGAACCAAUAAUUCCCUGACAAAACAAAGAGUAUAUCAAUAAAAACAAAAGAUACAGGUGCACUUUAUGCAUGUGAUGUCUUACAGAACAACAUAAAGAUCCACUUUAAUGCUUUAAGUGUCAGUCACGCAUAAUCUUCUCCCCAAAAAAUGUAAUAUCUGCGUGACAGUGGCACUAAUACAUGAGAUUAAAAGCUUCAGGUUUUUGACGGCCAACAAAAAUGAAUGAUUUGAAACACUUUCACUGGACACACAUCAGGUUCUGUCCGUGACACAUGCUUUGCUCUAAAGCCGCACAAGGAUGGUUCGCACACAAUGCCGAUAAACAGCACAUUUCAUAAAGUGUAAAGCCGAACAUGCUGACUGCUCUGAUGAACACUUCUGCAGGACUCAGCUAUUUGUAACCUGUGGAUGGUGUGUGUGUGCUCGCAGUAAGCUGAUUUCAGCUUUCUUGAAUCUCCUCUGAGCUUUUUGCUACGUUGCAGAAUUGCCAUUGGCACAAAAGCGAUUCUUGACAAAUUUGCCUUUUAGUGUUGUUAUGGGUUCCGAUUUGUGUCUUUUUUUUAUUAUUAUUAUCUUUUAUAUGCCAUUCCUAGACACCGGGCUCCCGCAACACCUUUAGGCAGGUUCUGUCGUGUAUGUUAUUAACAUGUACUGGACUGAAUUGGGCACAAAAGCAAGCUAACGUGAUUAUCCUGGGCAUUUAAUUAGCUCUAAUCACUGUGGUGUUGAAUUGGAGAGAUGCAAAAUAAACCGUAAUCAUUUUAGAUAUUAUAACUAUUAAAAACUGUUUUAAUGUUGGAUCAGAGUGUUAUGGCCAUAGUAGUCUCAGUCUAUGACCACAUCCCCUUCUGAGUGACCGGUGUUAUAUGUGGUUUAUAAGAGAGUUUGGAACCUGGAUUUUAGUUCGCAAACAUUUAUUUCUUCUUGUAUGAGGCAGACUGUUCCCUUCUUCUGUGGUUCAUGCUCCUAGAAUCUCUCUUUAAGUGCAUUUACUCUCGUGCCAUCUGCUGGCCAUUUAGAAAACUGAACUUAUUUUUAUUUUUUCCCCCGUUUUGUUGUCUUUUGAGUAUGAUGUAUUAAAUGUAUUACUGUUUUUUGUUUCUCUUUUGGGUGAAUGAAUUUAGUGGUGAUAUUUUGAAACUUGAGUUUUUUUUAAAAAUGACUUUUUAUUUUAUUUUUUUUGCUAGAGUACCAUUUUGAUUGUGAUUUAUGAAAGAAAUAACAUUUUGAAAUAUAAUAUUUUGAAUAACCAAUCUUAACAGUCGUGUGAGUUAAAAGGAGGAGGUAAACUGAUGAUGAUGGUUUGAAAUGUGGCCUUUUUCUUAGUCCUGCGGUGUUUGGAAUCUCACUAUAUUUGUAAUAAAAUGGAGCGACUGACA
Molecule: messenger RNA, 2331 nt
Organism: Danio aesculapii
Lineage: Eukaryota; Metazoa; Chordata; Actinopteri; Cypriniformes; Danionidae
Gene: cdc42l
Product: cell division cycle 42, like
Exons: 6
Coding region: 111-686 (191 amino acids)
Biological process (GO): small GTPase-mediated signal transduction; modification of synaptic structure
Cellular component (GO): dendritic spine
Molecular function (GO): GTPase activity; GTP binding
Source: RefSeq, a predicted model, not a curated record